Silurus meridionalis is the source of this 1809-nucleotide messenger RNA. RefSeq names its product legumain-like. Lineage: Eukaryota; Metazoa; Chordata; Actinopteri; Siluriformes; Siluridae. Gene Ontology annotation, biological process: vacuolar protein processing. Bases 152 to 1417 code for a protein of 421 amino acids. Gene Ontology annotation, molecular function: cysteine-type endopeptidase activity. The record is from RefSeq and is a predicted model, not a curated record. The transcript is spliced from 14 exons.
AAAAUCCUGUACCGUUUCCUCAUAAACCUCUUUAUACCUUCAGAUGAAUAGAAAAUGAAAGUAAAAAAGCUGGUAAUAAAAAGCACCUCGGUGUGUGUUUAGGAUCCGGAAUAGCAGAGGCACUCGCAGAAGGAGGAACACUGUAGAUGACAUGGCCAGCAACAGGAAACAGUGGUUUCUCCUGGCAGCAGGUUCUAAAGACUGGGUAAACUACAGACACCAGGCUGAUGUGUGUCACGCUUACCAAGUCCUACACCAGAACGGCAUUCCGGAUGAACAGAUUGUGGUGAUGAUGUAUGAUGACAUCGCUUAUAACCAUGAGAAUCCUUUCCCUGGCAACAUCAUCAAUGUACCAAAAGGUCCAGAUGUUUACAGUGGUGUUCCUAAAGACUACACUGGAGAGCACGUAUCUGCUGCAAACUUCUUGGCUGUUCUACGUGGAGAUUCACAAGCUAUAAGGAAAAGUGGCAGGAAAAAAGUCAUCAAAAGUCGUGCAAAUGAUUCUAUCUUCAUCUACUUAUCAGACCAUGGAGGCCACGGAAUCUUUCAUUUUCCCAAUUCUACACUUUAUGCUCAUGAACUCAUUGACACAGUGAAAGAGAUGUCCAGGAAAGGCCAAUUUUCAGAGAUGGUGAUUUACAUGGAAGCGUGCCAUGCAGGAUCAAUGCUCGAUGAGCUGCCGAGAUUUAGCAAAGUGUAUGCCGUUGCAGCAUGUACGCCAGAUGAGAGCUCGUAUGCCUGCUUCCACGACAAAAGGAGGAACGCGUUUCUCGCUGAUGUUUUUACUGCAUACUGGCUACAUCACACCAAGAGUAAAAAGCUAAUGAUCAGCACUUUUGAUGACCAGUUUAAAUACAUGAAAAGGAAAGUCCAAGAAAACGGGACAGAAUUGGGAGUGAGUCAGACACCCUGUCAUUAUGGAAACGCGGCGAUUCUCCACCUCCCCCUGAGUGAACUUCUGGGAUGUUCCUCUGAACGCGUUAGGAGGGAAUACAAAUCCCAGUCACGCAACUUUGAAGUGAACGAUGCUGUAGAAAGCGCAAAUGUUCCACUUUUAAUCCAAGAAAACAGGAUUAGAAAUGAACAGAACAUCAGGAGGAGAGCGGAUCUCCAGAGGAAACAGAACGAGCUUAAGAGAAAGCAGAAGAUAAUGGAUAAGGCCAUGCAGAAGAUCGCUCAGCGCUGCACUGCUGAUGGAGGUUCACAAGCUCUGAGUGAGAGAUGUGAAGCGACUCGACUGUACGAGCUCAAAGUCGUAGCUGAGCGUUUUAGAACAACAAUCUUCAACUGGGAUGAAGAGGCGUUUGUUGUCACUCGUUCACACCUGCAGGUUUUGGUGAAUCUGUGUGAGUGUGGGUUGGAGGUUCAGAGCAUCACUGCAGCCAUUGAUUAUGUUGGUCAACGGAUUCGGUUCUAAAGGAGACACCAGACGCUGUGGAGUGACAGCAGAUUUUAUUCUUCUUUAAUCUUUCAUUUAGAUUUUUCUUAACUAUCCAUAGAUGCAUCCCAUAAUUAUAUCUUUUAGAACACAGAUCUAAUGAUGUUUAGGAGCAUGUUACAAUGAGUCAAUAUUAUCAUUAUUAGAUUUCCUUUACGCUUCUUACAAAAAAAAAAAACAUUAUAGACUGUAGCUGGAAUAGAGUUUAUUUCAUACAAAGUUUUCCUUCAUAACUAUACUUUAUCAUUAAUAAAUAGAUUAGUCCUAGACAUACUUGUGUGAUAGUAAAUAACGAUCUUCUACUGUAACCAUAAUCACAUUCUGGAAUAAAGACAUUAGAAAGUUUACAAGGAAUAAUGUUUUUAUUUCUG